CUUACAGAAACUGUUUCAAUGAAACACCAGGCAUUUGAGUAAUCUAAAUGGAUCUGAUGAAGCCUAGUGGCCUAUAGUUAGCCAACUCUUGUCGCGAAUAGAGUUCCUAGGUUUUAAUUACAAGAUGCACUGCCGUCACGUUUUCCUGAAUGUCACUGCUUUUAUGUUAACUACGUCAAAGCGUUCGUUCUCUCUGUACCUUUUAACAGUUUCUGCAGUGACAAAGCGACUAGCUAACCAAGUUUAAAAGUUAUUGCUAGCUAGCUAACUAGAAAUGUAGAUGCAGUCUAGGAUCCCAUACAUUAGCGCCAGUGUUAGAACACUGCUGUCUAAAUUGUGGCGAAUGCAUUAUUUAUGCUCCGCGAAUAAUUUAUACUGUUUGUUUGAACACCGGGUUGGCAUACCUGCAGCCUAGUAUGAAUGACACAGUGACCGUGAGGACCCGAAAGUUCAUGACAAACCGCCUGCUUCAGAGGAAGCAAAUGGUUGUUGAUGUCCUACACCCUGGCAAGGCAACGGUUCCCAAGACUGAGAUCCGGGAAAAGCUCGCCAAAAUGUACAAAACCACGCCCGACGUAGUGUUCGUCUUCGGCUUCAGGACGCAGUUUGGUGGCGGUAAAACGACGGGCUUCGCGAUGGUGUAUGACUCUUUAGAUUAUGCUAAGAAGAACGAGCCCAAACACAGACUGGCCAGGCACGGUCUGUAUGAGAAGAAAAAGUCUUCCCGGAAACAGCGCAAAGAACGUAAGAACAGAAUGAAGAAAGUCAGAGGAGUUGCCAAAGCCAAUGUUGGAGCAGCUGGCAAGAAGAAAUGAAGUUUGUCACAGUGAGACUGGACAUUCAGGGAAUGGCAUCCUGCUCAAGAUGUUGUAUAUUGUCAUCAAAUAAAUUGUAAAGAAAAACA
Conger conger (European conger) is the source of this 904-nucleotide messenger RNA. RefSeq names its product small ribosomal subunit protein eS24. Bases 417 to 815 code for a protein of 132 amino acids. Gene Ontology annotation, molecular function: structural constituent of ribosome. The record is from RefSeq and is a predicted model, not a curated record. The transcript has 6 exons. Lineage: Eukaryota; Metazoa; Chordata; Actinopteri; Anguilliformes; Congridae. Gene Ontology annotation, biological process: translation. Gene Ontology annotation, cellular component: ribosome.